CUCUCAUGCGCGUGUCUAAAACAUACAUUUAAACUUUGAGAAAUAUAUCACACCCAUACCUUUACAAAAACCGUUGAUUCACAAACACAACUGAACGCUGCCGCUCUUGAACGUCUCACUCGAGGAGCGGCGAAGGGCGGGAACUUCCUGGCAGUUAGUUGGAAAGAUCAGACUCAACAGACCACUUGGUCUGUUAAAUCAGCGUUGGAUGAGCUCUGUGUGUCGGAGCCUGAGGAUGAAGAUCGCCGUGCUGGGAGCCACCGGGCAGACAGGACAGUAUCUGGUCAACCAGGCGCUGCAGCAGGGACACACAGUCACUGCCAUCGUCAGGAACCCGGGAAAACUCGCUGUGCAUCAUGACAAUCUCAAGGUGGUGGAGGCUGAUAUUUUCUCCACAGACGCUCUUAAGACUCAUUUCAAAGGACAGGAUGUGGUCAUGUCGUGCCUCGGCUUCCCGGCCUCCAUCUUCUCGGCGGUGACGGGCUACACGAUGUCCAUGAAUGCUAUGAUCAGCGCCAUGCGACAGGCCCGAGUCAACAGGAUCAUCACCAUGACCUCCUGGUACACUGAACCCAACUCUGGGACGAAUUCAUCUUAUAUGAUCCGGUUCCUCCUGCUGCCGAUGAUCCGAAGCGUCCUCACCAACAUGCACGAGAUGGAGAAGUUUCUCCUGAAUGUUGAGGACAUCAACUGGACUGUGGUUCGCCCUCCUGGCCUCAAGAACCUGCCAGCCUCAGCUCAAGAGUUUUUGACCCAUGAGGGAUACUUUGUGCCUGACAGCAGCGGGAACCCUGUGGGCAGCACAGUGGCGAGAGGAGAUGUGGCUCGCUUCAUGCUCUCUCUUCUCAACAGCAACGCCUGGAUCAAAGGGGGAGUCUCCAUCACGACCAAAUGAGAAAGUUGAAGCCAGCGAUCACUUCACCAAAACAGUACGAAAUAUAUUUGCACACCGAUCUCGAGUGGUAUUUAGCCAUGCAGAAGUCCUCGACUUUACUUUUCUUAUUAAUCUUGUUUACAGCGGCAGCUGUUCUCCGCUCUCCGUGAAAUAACAGAUAACAUUUUGCAGCUUUAAGAGCUAAAUAUUUUCCUCUUAAGGUGGUGGAGAGGAAAAUAUGAACUACAGCAGCAAACUCUUUAAUCAGUCACUGUUUUUGAUUAUAUCUCAAUAAACACACUGUGUAGCUCAUCAUAAACAGUUUUCACUGGAACUGCCUUUUACAAAACAAACAGUUCUUAUGAAAACUGUUGAUCGCUUGCUCAGUGAAUUAUGCAGCCUGAUAGGAAAUCACUUAUAAAAAGACAUGAUUUUAUUCUUAUUUAUUUUUUUCUAAUGUCUGAGGAAGAACAACAGAAACCACAGAGCAAAUAACACCCAAACUAUCCUCAUGGUUAGAUAUCACUGGUGCCAAGAAGUGCUCUUUUUUGAUAUUGGUGAACUGGUCCUUUAACAAAAUGUCCCAUCUCGUUCUUGCCUUCACUACAACUGGAUAUAAUGGCAUAGCUACCACACAGCCUACUCUGUCUGAUGAAUGUCUUUUUGAUUAACCAAGUGUAACAUGUUCUUGUUUUUAUGCAUUGAAAGGUCUUCAUCAGCAAGUGUACCAUUUAAUUGUGUUGGUUUUACUCUCUACUCAUGAGGUGAGUACAGUUACACAUUGUAGUGAAUGACUUCAGCCACAUGAGAUCAGUGUUGUGCCAUUUCUAACUGCCACUUUCAGCUACUAUUUAAUAACUGAGAAUGAAAGAAAUUCCUUUUUUUUUGCGCCAUGUUUUCAUGUGAGCACUUUAUAUUAUAUUCAAGUCUGUACUAUGUCAUUUCUGUAAAAUAAACAUAUAGUAUUGAAACUG
Molecule: messenger RNA, 1848 nt
Organism: Acanthopagrus latus (yellowfin seabream)
Lineage: Eukaryota; Metazoa; Chordata; Actinopteri; Spariformes; Sparidae
Product: flavin reductase (NADPH)-like
Exons: 5
Coding region: 209-895 (228 amino acids)
Source: RefSeq, a predicted model, not a curated record